Messenger RNA from Zingiber officinale, 3782 nucleotides. RefSeq names its product phosphatidylinositol 4-phosphate 5-kinase 1-like. Lineage: Eukaryota; Viridiplantae; Streptophyta; Magnoliopsida; Zingiberales; Zingiberaceae. The transcript is spliced from 11 exons. Gene Ontology annotation, biological process: phosphatidylinositol metabolic process. Gene Ontology annotation, molecular function: ATP binding; 1-phosphatidylinositol-4-phosphate 5-kinase activity. Bases 294 to 2561 code for a protein of 755 amino acids. The record is from RefSeq and is a predicted model, not a curated record.
GCAGAUAUUACAAUAUUUCCUCGCCCUCUUCCCCAUCCAAACGAAAGCAGAGCACAGAGAAAGCCAGAAAAACAAGCAAAGCUUAAGCACGGCCUGCUCCUCCUCUUCGUCCCUCCAUGUCGCUUUCGCUUCUCCUCGUCUAGGGUUUGGAUUCCUGAUCUGUCUGCCUUGUGGAUUUGAUCGGUCACUGCUUUUGCCUGGCGAUCGUAGCUUACUUGAGGCGAGGAGCGCUUUUGCUGGUCUGAGGAAGAAUGUCGGGUACGAUUCCGUGAGAUUAGGCGUCUUAUCGGAUAAUGUGGACGUUCGGACGUGGUGAUAACGCCGUCGUCGACUCUGGCCUUGACUGCGGAGCCGAGGACGUGACGGGGGAGAAUGGUGACAAACGGGCGGCAAUGGCGGUUCUUCCAUCAGUCAGACUCGAAUGCAGUAGGUCUCAUGGAGGCGGCGGUGGCCGGAGAGUCGCCUCAGCUGCCGUCUUGCCGGACGAAGAGGUGGAGGUAUUUGCUGGAAAGAUAGACGCGGAAGCUUCCCAUGGGUGGGGGAAGUACAUUCGUGCUGACGAGCGCACGCGCGAGGAAUCUAGGAGAGUGAAGAUCGCCGGGAAGGGCAAGUUCUUCGGGCCCUCCGGCGCGGCCUUGGAUUCCGAGCUUCGCUUCGGACAGAUGGAAGGCUUCCGAACCUUCACCAACGACUACUACGACGAGUGCGAUUACGGAUGCAAGUGGUAUGUCAACGGCGACUAUUACGAGGGUGAAUGGCGGCGCAACCUCCAGGAGGGUCAUGGCCGGUACGUCUGGCGGAGCGGCAACGAGUACGUUGGAGAAUGGAGGAAUGGCGCGAUCGCUGGCCGCGGGGCUCUCAUCUGGGCGAACGGCUACCGCUACGAAGGCUACUGGGAGAACGGCGAGCCUAAAGGGAGCGGCGUGUUCACUUGGCCGGACGGAAGCUUCUACGUCGGUAGUUGGAGCAAACCUGAAACAGCGACCACCAACGGCGGCCUCUGCCGUGCCGUCGCUGCCGGUUGCAAGGAGAUCGCCGGGAGAAGAAGCCCAUCCUUGCCUUUUGAAGAAGCAUUCAUGGUUCCAGCGUCAAGGAAGAGACCGUCGGCCGAUGGAAGAGUAGCGGAGUGUAGGAGCUCCACUACCGAGAAAAGCUUUCCCAAGAUCUGUAUCUGGGAGUCUGAAGGAGAAGCGGGGGACAUCACAUGCAACAUCGUGGACGCUAUCGAGGUCGCAAUGUUUUACCAGGAUGGUGGUCGUACUCCGAUCGGAAGCCUGCGACAGCGAAGCAUCCCGUGCCCGUCGUCAAGGAGGGAGGCAAAGAAGCCAGGCCAGACCAUAUUGAAAGGUCACAAGAACUACGAUCUGAUGUUGAACCUGCAAUUGGGCAUCAGAUACUCUGUGGGGAAGCCUGGUUCGCUAAGAGAACUCAGAGCUGGAGAUUUUGAUCCCAAGGAAAAAUUUUGGACGAGGUUUCCGCCUGAGGGAUCAAAGAAUACUCCUCCUCACCACUCCACUGAGUUCCGGUGGAAGGAUUAUUGCCCCAUGGUUUUCAGACACUUGAGGAUUUUAUUUGAUGUGGAUCCAGCAGAUUAUAUGCUAGCUAUAUGUGGAAAUGAUGCUUUGAGGGAAUUGUCUUCACCUGGUAAAAGUGGGAGUGUCUUUUACCUGACCCAAGAUGAUCGAUUCAUGAUUAAGACAGUAAAGAAAGCUGAAAUGAAGGUGCUUAUCAGGAUGCUGUUCAGUUACUACCAACAUUUACGUCAAUAUCAGAACUCACUAGUCACAAAGUUCUAUGGAGUGCAUUGUGUGAAGCCAAUUGGUGGCCAAAAGGUGCGUUUCAUUGUGAUGGGCAACUUAUUCUGUUCAGAUUACUACAUUCAUAGAAGAUUCGACCUGAAAGGUUCAUCACAUGGUCGAAUGACAGCCAAGGCUGAUGUUGAAAUCGAUGAAAUGACAAUCCUCAAGGAUCUUGAUCUCUACUAUGUUUUUCGCUUGCAUAGAUCUUGGCACCUAGAACUUAUUAAACAAAUCAAGCGGGACUGUGAAUUCCUUGAAGCAGAGAGGAUCAUGGAUUAUAGUCUCUUGUUGGGACUUCACUUUCGAGAUGACAUUUCAACAUCUUUGACAGGCCAAUCACCAUGUUUUGCUCCUCCAAAACCUUCUUGCCAGAGGUAUGCAUUUCAUGAUCGAGGGGAUUGGUCUGAAAUUUGGCUCUCAAAUUCAACCCCUCAAGAUCUGAAUCUGACUAUGGAUGGCCGGAAACCUUUGAUUCGACUAGGUUUGAACAUGCCUGCAAGGGCAGAGCACAUAUGGAGAAGCAAUGCUGAACCAUUUCUUGUUAGUGGAUUGGCAGAGUCAUCCUACAGUCGCAAGACGCAUGAUGUGAUUCUGUAUUUUGGGAUAAUAGAUAUUCUGCAGGGCUACGAUGUCACCAAGAAACUGGAGCAUGCCUACAAAUCUUUGAAGGUGGAUCCCAAUUCCAUCUCAGCAGUUGAUCCAACCCUUUAUUCACUGAGAUUCCAAGACUUCAUCAGGAGAAUUUUUGUGGAGGAUGACUAAUGCAAACAGAGAAAUGGGCAUAUAUAGGAGGGUGUUCGAUAACCAAAAACAUUUGUGUACAGGUGCUAUUUAUGAUACUGCUCAAAUAAAAACCAGUUAAGAUGCCACACAUUGAGACCAGAAGUACUUGUGAUACUAACAGAGCAGAGUAGGAAAACUGUUCUUCAGUUACAUGAAUGUUUCUCUUAAAAAUCUUAUGUUGAGUGUUAAAAUCUCAGUCGAAGAUUUUAGAAGAUUGCUAAUUGAAGUCAUUUAACUUCAAUACCAAUUCUUCAUGUACUCAAAUAUCUGUAGCUUGGAUCGGCCAACUUUAGAUGGCCCACCAAGCACAAUUCAGUCUGAAUGGUUCACAAGCAAUUAAUUUGACUGCACAACGGAGUUUAUCCACGGAAGAAGCUUGGUUUUACUACGGGGAGAUUUGGAUUCCACUAAUUUUCCUCUUUCUAUUUUUUGUUUCAGAUAAAAUGGAAAAAAGAUGCAUGGAAUAAUGAUCAUUGAACGUGUUUAUGCCGAACCUAAUUUUCCUUCUUACAUUAUCUAUUGUGCUCACUUGUUAUGGUAUUUCUCUUAUUGUGUUUUCCUGUGUACCUGAUAGUUUUCUCACAAUGUGCUCAUAUGUGAAGUGGUAAAGUGGAGGGAGAAUUGCAUCAAAAGUAGAGAAAAAGAAAGAACAAAUCGCAUUGCGUGUUUGGCAGCUACUUUAACACUGUUUCGUACGUCGAUGGUUUUGGAGAUGGAAGGAGGGAAAGAGACGAGACUGCAUCGAACAAGCCCAAGCCUACUGUUUCAACGCCAAUCCCAGUAGAGCUGUACAAGAAUGGAAGACCAAAAAUGUCUACUGCCUAUUUCCAUCCAUACUCGUACUUUUACAGCUUAUAUAGUCCGCCGUAGAACCAUGCACUCCGAUGUUCGCUGAGAUUCUCCUCUUAAAUCGGCUUCGGUCUUUUUGUACCUUUUUCAAGCUCAGGGGACUGUUCUUUGCAAUUGUGCUGUAACAGUGAGCUCUCUUGGAUACAGUGAAUAGGUUUUGUAGACUUUAGAUAAUGUUUUGAUGGCAUUCAUAGUCUAGGAAAGUUAGUAGAAAUUUGUGAGAUCUUAGUUGCAUAAUAGAAACAUGAAAACUUGGGGAUGCCCCACGUUAGAAAUUAAAUUUAAGAGUGGGAAAACUAAUUUUCUUUAAUUUAUUAAUAACACUGUGAUUCCCUUAAUUGGAUUUUGAUA